CGAUGCGUUCAUUCCCGUGCGAGACGUACACGCGAACGGACGCGUUUGUGAAGUGAAAAGGGUGCAAUCGAAAAGGGUUAACGGCUCGGUACGAGAAGAAGAACUAGUGAUAAACAAAAACAGUAACUGUGAAGUGAUUGUGAGUUGUGAGAUCAUCAGGCAUCAGGCUCAAAGUUCAUUUUGAAGAAGCUAGAAGGCUCUGGUUCUUUCGGUGUGCGUAAUCUCAACAAACCGAGACCGAAUAAUAACAGGCCUCACAAACGAGUGUACAAACGAGUUAGCUUACUGGCAAGAUCCAAAGUGCACCCGCAGCCUAUCGACAGAUUCAUCCAGAACCCGGAUACAAUGGCCGCCAUUGGGUAUGUCAUCUUUGGACGGUAUUCAAGCAUACCACGGUGGACGACGAUCGGUGUCUAUCUGCUGACUUUACUCAUCUGCCGGCUAGCGUGUGUGGAGGCACAGGUACCAGGAUUCGGCAAAUGUCCCAAAGUACCGGUGGAAGAACAUUUCGACACUUACGCGUAUCUUGGCCGAUGGUACGAGCAGGAAAAGUAUCCAUUUUUCUUCGAGCUGGGUGGCAAAUGCAUCACGGCUGAUUAUUCGCUCAACCCGGACGGUACGAUUGGGGUGCUGAACACGCAGAAGAAUUCGCUCACGGGCAACGAUAACAGCAUCAGUGGAUCGGCAAGGAUUGUGCAGUCUGCAAAGUUGGCUGUCAAGUUCCCGAGUGCACCUUUCAACGUUGAAGCGCCAUACUGGGUGGUUGGUACCGACUACAAAACGUUCGCCGUCGUGUAUGCCUGUUCCGAUCUUCGUGGCUUCAUCAAUGCAAAGGUAGCAUGGAUUCUGACCCGCAAACGCCAUCCGGACAUUGAAACGAUGAAGAAGGCGUACGCUGUGCUCGACAGUGCCAAAAUCUCGCGGGCGUACCUGACGCGUACGGAUCAGAAAAAUUGUGGCGAAGAGGUGAUAAAGGUCAGUAAAGGCGUGUACAAAACGUCCGUCGUGAAGGGUUGAAGUGUCCUGCAGAUGUGCUCGGGAGAAGCAUUUCAACGCAACGGUGUCGUGAUUCGUGUAGUAUUAAAGCAGCUAUAAAGUUUAAGUAAAUAUAUUUGCUAAGGAACAUCCAUAUGAAACA
Molecule: messenger RNA, 1138 nt
Organism: Anopheles stephensi (Asian malaria mosquito)
Lineage: Eukaryota; Metazoa; Arthropoda; Insecta; Diptera; Culicidae
Product: apolipoprotein D-like
Exons: 5
Coding region: 346-1017 (223 amino acids)
Biological process (GO): lipid transport; brain development; tissue regeneration
Molecular function (GO): lipid binding
Source: RefSeq, a predicted model, not a curated record